This is a messenger RNA of Phytophthora sojae, 231 nucleotides long. RefSeq lists its product as hypothetical. The transcript has a single exon. Lineage: Eukaryota; Oomycota; Peronosporomycetes; Peronosporales; Peronosporaceae. The record is from RefSeq and is a predicted model, not a curated record. The annotation marks the transcript as partial.
AUGGAGACCAGCUCGCCUCUGGGCGUGGAAGAGUGGGCGUUCACGCAGUCUACCGUCGAAGGCGAGGAGGAUCUGGACAGCCUGCAGCGUGUCUUGGCGAUGGACAACAAGCGCUUGGAGACUCGCAACCAGCAGCUCGCAGCAGAAAACCAGCAGCUCAAGGAGGAGAACGACCGACUGAAGGAGAGCAUGACAGCCAGGACCCUCGAGCUGGAGCAGCAGAGCCAGCAA